Gryllus bimaculatus (two-spotted cricket) is the source of this 1202-nucleotide messenger RNA. The record is from the annotation of a GenBank genome assembly. NCBI's taxonomy places the organism in Eukaryota, Metazoa, Arthropoda, Insecta, Orthoptera, Gryllidae.
GUGAGCGGACGGACAGCUCAUCCGGUCUGGUUGACGGAACGUAGAAGUGUUGAAAAAGUUGUCUUGCACAUGUAAACGUAUUGUCCUUUAAGAUAAAUAUUCAAAGCGUUUUUUUCUAUCAGGCAAAUGUCUAUUGAUUUGCCGACAUUAAACAAUCGAGAGAAAAAAGGUCAACGUUCAGCGUACUUACCCGCUUGCAACUGUAUAGAUCAGCAUGGCUUCGUCGACGUAACAUGUAACAGUGUUUUUCAACAGUUACAUACUCUUUAAACAUUCAGUUCUUGGAUUUCCUUGCAUGAAUGUAAACGCACCACUCCUAGAUGAUGAUACAUUAGGCUUUGGAGAAGAAGAAGAACCAAGAAACGGGAAAAAAUUAACACAUCCAUUUGUUACAUUUUUCCAUUUAUUGUUUCGAGUGUCUGCUGUUUUAGUAUAUUUAUUGUGCAAUUGGUUUAAAAUAAGUUUUAUAACAAGUUUUGUAACAGUAGUAUUACUGCUGUCAAUGGAUUUCUGGACAGUAAAAAACAUUACAGGACGAUUGAUGGUGGGCCUUCGGUGGUGGAAUUAUGUUGAUGAUGAUGGAAAAUCACAUUGGGUUUUUGAAGCACGAAAGGGAAACCAGCAGAAUAGAAUCAACCCUUCUGAAUCCCAGAUCUUCUGGUUGGCAUUAAUUUUAUGUCCAUUGCUGUGGUGUAUCCUUUUCCUGACUGCUCUUGUAGGAUUAUCCUUUACAUGGGUGUUGCUAGUAUGUAUUGCUCUAGUUCUGAAUGGAGCAAAUUUAUAUGGCUAUGUGAAAUGCAAGAUGGGCAGCAAUCAAUCCAUUAGCCGCUCUUUAUCUGAUAUGACGUCUGAUUUUUUCCGGAAGCAAGUUAUUCAAAAUAUGUCUUCAAUGAUGAGAUCUAGUCAACAACAGCCAAGCACACCUGCCCAACCAAAUAUAAUUUGAUCUAGGACUCUCUUCAGCCAUAACAAUAAAUUAAGUGUAAUACAUUUAGUUGAAUAAACCUUCACCUUUUCUUUCUAUUUCCUCAUCAAUUUUUUAAAGUUAGAAAUGAGAAAAAUAAUUUUGUUGUUUAUAUUCAUUGUUAAACCUUUUUAAUUUGUGUACAGCCUUAUUGCUUACAAUCGGAAUGAAUGAAUGAAUGAACGUGUGAAAUGAAGUUAAUGAAUAAAUUAUUUAUAGAAUUCCAAUGUUUGAGUAA